AUGCACCCAAUUGAUGACACUUGCACUACGCACCCAAUUGAUGACACAUGCACUACGCACCCAAUUGAUGACACAUGCACUACGCACCCAAUUGAUGACACAUGCACUACGCACCCAAUUGAUGACACUUGCACUACGCACCCAAUUGAUGACACAUGCACUACGCACCCAAUUGAUGACACAUGCACUACGCACCCAAUUGAUGACACAUGCACUACGCACCCAAUUGAUGACACUUGCACUACGCACCCAAUUGAUGACACUUGCACUACGCACCCAAUUGAUGACACAUGCACUACGCACCCAAUUGAUGACACUUGCACUACGCACCCAAUUGAUGACACAUGCACUACGCACCCAAUUGAUGACACAUGCACUACGCACCCAAUUGAUGACACAUGCACUACGCACCCAAUUGAUGACACAUGCACUACGCACCCAAUUGAUGACACAUGCACUACGCACCCAAUUGAUGACACAUUAUGCAAUAUGCACCCAAUUGAUGACACAUGCACUACGCACCCAAUUGAUGACACAUGCACUACGCACCCAAUUGAUGACACAUGCACUACGCACCCAAUUGAUGACACAUUAUGCAAUAUGCACCCAAUUGAUGACACAUGCACUACGCACCCAAUUGAUGACACAUGCACUACGCACCCAAUUGAUGACACAUGCACUACGCACCCAAUUGAUGACACAUGCACUACGCACCCAAUUGAUGACACAUUAUGCAAUAUGCACCCAAUUGAUGACACAUGCACUACGCACCCAAUUGAUGACAGACACAUUGCAACGCCUUCAUUGAUAAGACACACACAACCAUUGUAG
Messenger RNA from Procambarus clarkii (red swamp crayfish), 831 nucleotides. RefSeq lists its product as uncharacterized. The record is from RefSeq and is a predicted model, not a curated record. Lineage: Eukaryota; Metazoa; Arthropoda; Malacostraca; Decapoda; Cambaridae.